AUGUCACAUGACCAUCAGCCCCUCCCACCACAGAUCACUCAGACUGGUGGCAUGUGUUUAGGGGGCGUGGUGACCUCGGGGCUGGCCAUCUACGACACCAUGCAGUACAUCCUGAACCCCAUCUCCACCUGGUGUGUGGGGCAGGCGGCCAGUAUGGGCAGUCUGCUGCUGGCCGCGGGGACCCCCGGCAUGAGGCACUCUCUGCCCAACGCUCGCAUCAUGCUGCACCAGCCAUCAGGGGGCACUAGGGGCCAGGCCACAGACAUUGCCAUCCAGGCCGAGGAGAUCCUGAAGCUAAAGCGACAGCUCAACCACAUUUACGCCAAACACACGGGACAGCUCCUGGAGACCAUCGAGGGCGUGAUGGAGAGGGACCUCUACAUGAGCCCGAUGGAGGCGCAGGACUUUGGUAUCGUGGAUAAGGUCCUGGUGCACCCCCCUCAGGGGGGGCAGGACGAGCCGGAACUGGUCCAGAAGGAGCACCCCCAGACCACCCAGUCCCCAGAACCCCCCAGCACAGACCCCAGCCCGAGCGGUGCCAGCCCCCCCUCUUCCCACAAACCCGAGCCCUGA
Messenger RNA from Knipowitschia caucasica, 573 nucleotides. NCBI's taxonomy places the organism in Eukaryota, Metazoa, Chordata, Actinopteri, Gobiiformes, Gobiidae. The record is from the annotation of a GenBank genome assembly.